Messenger RNA from Drosophila busckii, 2069 nucleotides. RefSeq names its product peptide transporter family 1. Gene Ontology annotation, cellular component: membrane. Lineage: Eukaryota; Metazoa; Arthropoda; Insecta; Diptera; Drosophilidae. Gene Ontology annotation, biological process: oligopeptide transport; transmembrane transport. Gene Ontology annotation, molecular function: dipeptide transmembrane transporter activity. Bases 344 to 1999 code for a protein of 551 amino acids. The transcript has 7 exons. The record is from RefSeq and is a predicted model, not a curated record.
UACAGAUAACCUGUCGCAGUCGUCUCUUGUUGAUUCGCCGAGCUGCAUGCGCUUUUAUCACAAUGUUUGCUCUUGGGUGUGCAUUGUCAACAAACGACAAAGUCACUGCGCUUAGUUGCAACUCUGGCGUUGUGCUCAACGGACGCGAGCGUGGGCGCAAGCAAUAACACACAUACGCAUAGCAAAACAAAAGCGAAUUGACUUAACCACAAACGACCCAUAAAAGCCGCAAUCGAAUCGGACACACCGCAACGCUGGUAACCUGAGCUGUUCAAACAGAUAAAAGGCAUAGACAAGUUGCUGCUCGUUGCUUGAGGUUCGUACACUACUGAGCGGCUGCAAAAUGUUUCGCACCACAGAAAUUGGCAGCGAAGAAACUUUGCCUGCACUUGCGGAGCUGACACAGUCAACGGUAGAAAAUGCUGCUAGCUCGUGUGAGCAGACACAGCUGAAGCCCACACGUAGCUCGUUGCCUAAUUACGGUUAUGCGCCCAUAUCACACAUACGCCUGGAGUACAAAUAUCCCAAUGCUGUGUUUUUUGUGCUAGCCACCAAAUUCUUUGAAGCAUUUGCAGCGAAUGGGAUGCGCACCAUACUGGUGCUCUAUUUACGCAAUGAUCUCAACUUUACGGAAAGCUUCGCCACCAUCGUUUUGCAUAUUUUCAACUUUUUUGGACAAUUCUGUCCCAUUAUUGGUGCCAUCCUAGCUGAUUGCUAUAUAGGCAAUGUGCGCGCCAUUUCUGGAUUUUCUUUUCUUUAUGCCUUCGGUUGGCUGCUGCUGACUAUGACCUCCAUACCCUAUGUCGGCAUGCCUGUAACAGCAUUUUUGCUGGUUUCCAUUUCAUUCAUAGCCGUUGGUAAUGGCGCCGUGCGUGCCUGCAUCACUUCUCUGGGUGCAAUGCAGUUCAAGCUGCCGGAGCAGGCCAUCUACUUGGCCGAGUACUUCUCAUUUUAUUAUUUCGUCUACUAUUUCGGCGUAUUUCUGAGCAAGAUAUUGCCACCGCUGGUGAGAGCGAAUACCCAGUGCUUUGGCAAGAGUGAAUGUUAUCCAGCUGUGUUUGGCACACUUGGCAGCUCCUUUUUAAUUGCAUGGAUUAUCUUUUUGCUUGGUAAAUUCUUUUACAAGUCUGAAAAGCUAAGCGGUGAUAACAUAUUGCUCAAGUCUUUUGGCUGCAUCAAGACGGCGUUGCAACAAAAGUGGCGACGACGUGGUUCUGGCAAAAGCUGCAAAUAUUGGCUACACAAUGCCAUAGGCAUCUAUGAUGAGCAGUUUGUCGACGAUGUGUCCAAAGUGCUGCGUAUCAGUAAGCUGUUUAUACCACUGCCAUUUUACUUUGCGCUGCUGGCCCAGCAGGACUCUAGCUGGACCUUUCAGGCAGCCAUGAUGAACACUACCAUAUUGGGCGUCACUAUACAACCGGAUCAAGCCAAGGCCGCGGGACCCAUCUUUCUGUUUAUGCUUAUACCGCUUUGGCAAUACAUUACUGCGCCGCUCUUGCGUCGCCUAUUCGAUUGGGAGCUGCAGCCGUUGCAUAGCGUUACCAUUGGUGGUAUUUGCUCAGCUGCAUCCUUCAUCUGCGCUGGCGUGCUGCAAGAUCGCUUGAUGCAAGCGCCUAGUCAGAGCAUUAACAUUGCCUGGCAGCUGCCGCAGUUUCUGCUGCUCAUGAUGGGCGAACUGCUGCUGUCCAUACCAGGUCUACAGUUUGCCUUCACCCAAGCACCAUCGAUCAUGAAGUCGGUGGUUACAGCUGCCUGGUUUUUAAACAACGCCUUUGGCAAUCUCAUCGUGGUUAUUGUUACCGAACUGAAUAUAUUUAGCUCACAAAAGGCAGAGUAUUUCUUUUAUGCAGUAGUUAUGCUUGUUUGCAUUAUUGUAUUUGCAUUGUUGGCCUUUGACUAUGCGCUGCAUGAGCGAAAUCAUUCACUCAAGCGCAAGGGAUUUGUGCAUCUGCCCUCAAAACAGGAUGAGCCCAGCACUAGUCGAAGUCUUAGUGUUUAACAGGCCAGACUUUAUCUUAAUUCUAAUUACAAGCAAUUACUAUUUUGUAUCAAUAAAUAUGCUUAACUAA